Molecule: messenger RNA, 601 nt
Organism: Chaetura pelagica (chimney swift)
Lineage: Eukaryota; Metazoa; Chordata; Aves; Apodiformes; Apodidae
Gene: EXOSC1
Product: exosome component 1
Exons: 7
Coding region: 1-573 (190 amino acids)
Biological process (GO): RNA processing
Cellular component (GO): cytoplasm; nuclear exosome (RNase complex)
Molecular function (GO): RNA binding
Source: RefSeq, a predicted model, not a curated record
AUGCCACACACCAGCGAUGGCGCGGCCCAGGGGCAGCCGCAGGCCGAGGCGAUGCUGCGCGGUGCUCCCCUGUUCACUGAACCCCUCGUCCCACCUGAGAGCUGCACUGGGAGCAAGGAGGAACCCGAGCUGCUGCCCGUCGUGUCGGUGGUGAGAGAUGCCGAGUCCCAGCUCCUGCCCGAUGUGGGGGCCGUGGUGACAUGCAAGGUUUGCAGCAUCAACUCCCGCUUUGCCAAGGUGCACAUCCUGUAUGUUGGCUCCACGCCGCUGAAGUCCGCAUUUCGGGGGACGAUAAGGAGAGAAGAUAUUCGAGCCACAGAGAAAGAUAAGGUAGAAGUGUACAAGAGUUUCCGCCCUGGUGACAUAGUCCUGGCCAAAGUCAUCUCGCUGGGGGAUGCGCAGUCCAACUACCUGCUGAGCACAGCAGAGAACGAGCUGGGCGUAGUGGUGGCACGCAGCGAGGCAGGAGUGCAGAUGGUGCCCAUCAGCUGGUGCGAGAUGCAGUGCCCGCGGACACACACCAAGGACUUCCGAAAGGUGGCCCGUGUGCAGCCCCAGUUCCUGCAGACCUAGCACAGACCCUGCAGGGCUGGGAACUCAG